AUGACCAACAAAUCUUACCUUGCAGACAACGCCUCUAACAAUGACGAAAAAGGAGAGGACAAUGAAGCUCAGCAGAAUUUCAAACUGAACACGUUUCCCCAGUCCCCGGAUGUAAAAAUAAAUGUAAUAAAGGACGAGACAGGAGUAAGUGACCGUAAAUAUGAAAUGCCGCCGAGUGUUGGUGAAGACACAUCUAAUGAUGGUGAAGAUAUAACUAGGAGAGUACAAAUAGACGGUUCUCCGAUUGACUUCCGGUCCAAUCCGGAACUGUACGGAGACCGGGAUCUUGAGGAUUAUGGGAAACGAAAACAGCGACGCUAUAGGACGACAUUUACUAGCUUUCAACUGGAGGAAUUAGAGAGAGCUUUUCAGAAAACACACUAUCCCGAUGUUUUUAUGAGAGAGGAGCUAGCAAUGAGAAUAGAUCUAACCGAGGCAAGAGUACAGGUUUGGUUCCAAAACCGCAGAGCGAAAUGGAGAAAGAAGGAAAAGGUUGGACCGCAGUGUCACCCUUACAGCCCUUAUAUGGGGUACCCGACCCCAGGGAUGGCACUAGGACCCCGACCGAUCGUCCCGUCCCCUCAAAGCUACACAGAUCUUUUAUUCAAAGCUUAUCACUCUCAGAUUCAAGGUAGAAAUGCGCGCACUUUUGGACAGACACCAUCUGUUUCCAGUUUUUACGGGACACAACAUUUGAUGUCACCAGAAAUAUACAGUCUCGCCAUGCGCGGUUUGAUGUAUCCUCCGAACUUUGUGAAACUAACGCCCCCUACACCAGACAUAUCAUUCCAGAAUCUUUUAGCAGAACUCAGUGUCAAAUCAAAGUCCACUUCAGAACGGGUGUCAUUUUCGCCGAUUUUGGAGAACGAGAGAAACUCCUUACUUGGAAACUCGAGGCAAAAGUGUGUUCGAGAUACCGACGAACGUUCGGAUGAUAUAAAUCAACCUUUGACUCCGUGACGUCAGAGGCAUGAUUAGUCGAUAUCAAACGCCACGUUCAGUGCAAUACGUUUUA
This is a messenger RNA of Saccostrea echinata, 1015 nucleotides long. RefSeq names its product homeobox protein aristaless-like. Gene Ontology annotation, biological process: regulation of transcription by RNA polymerase II. Gene Ontology annotation, molecular function: DNA-binding transcription factor activity, RNA polymerase II-specific; RNA polymerase II transcription regulatory region sequence-specific DNA binding. Lineage: Eukaryota; Metazoa; Mollusca; Bivalvia; Ostreida; Ostreidae. The transcript is spliced from 3 exons. Bases 1 to 960 code for a protein of 319 amino acids. The record is from RefSeq and is a predicted model, not a curated record.